AUGGCAUCAUCAUUGGGGCAGCAAAACGCAACAAGAGCAAAACACAGCAACCCUUUUGCAUCUUGGGCGUUAGAUAAUGGAAGUAUUGUGGGUGGUGUUCCUCAACUGAAAGGAGCAAGAUGGUGUUCAUUUGAAGAACUCAAAAGAUGCACAAACAAUUUUUCAGAAGAAAACUUAAUUGGAUCUGGUGGAUAUGGACAGGUGUAUAAAGGGACUCUUGACUCUGGUCAUGUAGUAGCAAUCAAAAGAGCUCAACAAGGGUCAUUACAGGAUAAUCUUACAGGAAAAGCAGGAAUGAGGUUGGAUUGGGUGAAGAGGCUUAGUGCAGCUCUUGAUUCUGCAAAAGGGCUGACAUAUAUGCAUGAGCUUGCUAAUCCUCCAAUCAUUCACAGAGACAUCAAAUCAACUAACAUUCUUCUUGAUGAUAAUUUGAUUGCUAAAGUUGCUGAUUUUGGAUUGUCAAAACUGUUGGGAGAUGAUUCAAAGGGUUAUGUAUCUACUCAAGUCAAGGGGACAUUGGGUUACAUGGAUCCUGAAUACUACAUGACCCAACAGUUGACCGAAAAGAGUGAUGUUUACAGUUUUGGAGUUGUACUUUUGGAGCUUUUAACUGCAAGAUCACCAAUACAUAAGGGUAAAUUCAUUGUGAAGGAGGUAAAUGAAGCAAUUGGAAAGUCGGGGGACCGAAAUGGUCUAUACAAGAUUCUUGAUCCUUCUCUUGGUUCUUCACAAAACCUUGGAGGUUUGACUGAAUUUCUAAACUUGGCAAUGAGUUGUGUCCGAGAUUCAGGAGUUGAAAGGCCUAAAAUGGGAGAGGUUGUGAGAGAGAUUGAAAGAAUUAUAGAUUUGGCUGUUUUAAGCCUUGAUGCUGAGUCAGCAUCUAAUUUUUCAAGUCAAAAUAAAGGAGAAGUUGGGGAUCUUUAUCAUCCGUAUGGUGAUUCGGUCUCUGAUGUGAGUAGUUUGACUCUACCAUUUGAAACAGAGCUGAGAAGGUGAAUUGUGGGAAGAUGAUGAAAACAAGAACAUUUGUUGGUAUAUAUGGAAACAUAUGGAAGAAAACUUAUUAAUAUGUAGAUUUAGAAUGAUUCAAAUAUAUGAAGUUUAUGAUAUUAUAUUUUGUACUGGAAG
Messenger RNA from Lactuca virosa, 1128 nucleotides. NCBI's taxonomy places the organism in Eukaryota, Viridiplantae, Streptophyta, Magnoliopsida, Asterales, Asteraceae. The record is from the annotation of a GenBank genome assembly.